UGUGUAGUAUAAUAUAUUAAACCCUAAACCCUUUUCCUGCAUUUUCUUUCAGAAUCUAUAAUCUGUGAAUCCAUCUCUCUUCCUCUCUUCGCCGCUGGGCUCUUUCGCAUCAAGUAAAAUGAAUCUCAACAACAUCAAAGUUCCUAAGAUGCCGGGAGGUGGAGCUCUUCCUACUUUGCUUAAGAUUGGAGUCCUUGGUGGGCUUGGCCUCUAUGGAGUUGCCAACAGCCUCUACAAUGUUGAGGGAGGCCAUCGGGCAAUUGUUUUCAAUCGUAUAUUGGGCAUCAAAGAUAAGGUUUAUUCUGAGGGGACACAUCUUAUGGUUCCAUGGUUUGAGAGGCCUAUCAUCUACGAUGUCCGUGCAAGACCUCAUCUAGUUGAGAGCACUUCUGGUAGUCGUGAUCUCCAGAUGGUGAAGAUUGGGCUUCGAGUUCUCACUCGCCCUAAGGCAAAUCAGUUGACUGAAAUUUAUCGAACCCUUGGUGAGAACUAUAAUGAGAGGGUCCUGCCUUCAAUCAUUCAUGAAACUUUAAAAGCUGUGGUUGCUCAGUACAAUGCCAGCCAACUCAUUACUCAGAGAGAGAAUGUUAGUAAGGAAAUUCGGAAGAUUUUAACUGAAAGGGCAGCUUACUUCAACAUUGAACUGGAUGAUGUGUCCAUUACAAGCCUGACUUUUGGGAAGGAAUUCACAGCUGCAAUUGAGGCCAAACAGGUGGCCGCACAAGAAGCUGAGAGAGCUAAAUUUAUUGUGGAAAAAGCUGAACAGGACAAGAAAAGUGCUGUUAUCCGAGCACAGGGUGAAGCCAAGAGUGCCCAACUCAUUGGUCAAGCUAUUGCCAACAAUCCAGCAUUCAUCACAUUGAGGAAAAUUGAAGCGUCUAGAGAAAUAGCACAGACGAUUUCAAAUUCAGCCAACAAAGUCUUCUUGAAUUCAAAGGAUCUAUUGCUGAACCUUCAGGAGAUGAAUCUGGAAACUCACCCAAAGUAAUCGGCAUUUAAGUUGAAAACUUAGUUAUUGCAACUCCUUAGUUUUUGGUUCACUUUGUUCAGUCGUGAGAACGUUUAAUAAAACAGUGGUGAGAAACGUAAAAGUCUUUUUUCUUCUCAUGGAAUUCUAAAAGGAGUUUUUUUUUCCUUUUUCUAUGGAUUAGUGUUCAAACAUAACAUAUAUUUGAUGAAGGGCUGAUUAGUUGAGGUACAAAAGAGCUGUUGGACAUAUGUAUGAUGUUUCUCACAUUAUGGUCAAUCUAUAUCAUCUUUCUAAGUUUAUAUCCUUUCUUUGCCGGAACUCACCGCAGUGGUAAGAAGGAACUAGGCAGCUUUUUGUUUUUUUUUUUUUUGUGGGUUCAAAUUUAAACCAUUCUCUUGUAUCACUGGUUUUAAAGCUCAAUGAGUACUCUAACAAUCCGUUCCUAAUGGAACCUGUUGGGCGUGAGUUAUCUUUUGGAUCACGCCUAGGUUUGAAUUGAGGGGUUGUGAGAGAUGGCUUGAUGGGA
Durio zibethinus is the source of this 1496-nucleotide messenger RNA. RefSeq names its product prohibitin-1, mitochondrial. Lineage: Eukaryota; Viridiplantae; Streptophyta; Magnoliopsida; Malvales; Malvaceae. Gene Ontology annotation, cellular component: membrane; mitochondrion. Gene Ontology annotation, biological process: mitochondrion organization. The record is from RefSeq and is a predicted model, not a curated record.